Pezoporus occidentalis (night parrot) is the source of this 281-nucleotide messenger RNA. RefSeq names its product gallinacin-10-like. Bases 87 to 281 code for a protein of 64 amino acids. Gene Ontology annotation, molecular function: CCR6 chemokine receptor binding. Lineage: Eukaryota; Metazoa; Chordata; Aves; Psittaciformes; Psittacidae. Gene Ontology annotation, cellular component: extracellular region. The transcript has 2 exons. Gene Ontology annotation, biological process: defense response to Gram-negative bacterium; defense response to Gram-positive bacterium; innate immune response in mucosa. The record is from RefSeq and is a predicted model, not a curated record.
UAGCCUCUUCCACAACCAACCUUCAUCCUCCAUUGGUCAUUCAGGCACUUUGCAGGAGCACGAAGCCAAAAAAUCAACCGGCAGCCAUGAGGAUCCUCUAUGUUCUCUUUGCUGUUGUCCUCCUUCUCUUCCAGGCUUCUUCAGGUUCCACAGAUUCCCUUUUUCCUGACACCACAGAGUGCAGGAACCAGGGAAAUUUCUGCCGUGCUGGCUCAUGCCCACCCACCUUCACUGUCUCAGGGUCAUGCCAUGGGGGACUGCUGAGAUGCUGCUCAAGGUAA